AUGAUCAAAGACCUCUUUUUAGAAAAGUCCACUGAGCGGAUAAACGAGUUCAACAGCUUCCGUAUGCAGACGAAUGAGAGCAUGUCGAGCCUCACUCAGAGGAUGAAAACGCUACGGAGACCAGAGGGCAUGGCCGCCCAGAAGCUGCUUGAUGCGAUUGAGCCGAAGGAGUGUCAGAGUGAGGUCAGGAGGGUCGUAUGGGCCGAGGAUACAGGCGACGACGACCUAACAGUCGAACAGAUUAGCAAGGUGGCAACCCGCCUGGAGAAGAAGCGCUGCACAGAAAGCGCUCUGGAGUUCGGCCUCUUAGCCGAGCACACACAAGUACGCGGGACGCGGCUUCGCCGCAAAGUCGGCUGGCCCCCAAAGGGCCGUUGGCAACCGCCAAUGCCACAAUUGUGGCUAGUUCGGCUACAUCGCCAGGAACUGCGGGUCACCACCGCGACGCAGAAGGGUGAUAUCGCCCCAGUGGUUCAAGCCAACGCAACUGCAGCGCCACAGCGCGGCGGCUCAGCGAAGGUUGAAAACGAGUGUAACGAAUGCGGAGAAGUUGGCCACUGGGUUCCUGGUCCGCCCCCAGAGCCGGCUGCAGACAACAUUUACGACCCAGUGAACCCCCAAAUUGGAGCGCUGCCGGGGAAGCUGCCAGGGAAGCUGCUAGGGGCGUACCACAGAGACCCCAUAAG
Messenger RNA from Klebsormidium nitens, 686 nucleotides. Lineage: Eukaryota; Viridiplantae; Streptophyta; Klebsormidiophyceae; Klebsormidiales; Klebsormidiaceae. The record is from the annotation of a GenBank genome assembly.